AGAGAUCAAAGAGCGCCUGGAUGUGAGGUAGCAACAUAUCAAACCCGGAAGGAUAAAGAAACAGGUUGAAACACAAAACUACUAAACGCAGCAAACAGCAUCUCUGUGUACAGUUACCAUAAGAAAGAGGAGAAGGGAGGCAGGCAUACCGGAGCGGAGGACAGGGACUGCGAAACAAGUAGAUAGCAAUGACCCUAGCUGUGUUUUUCGGAUGUUCAUUUAUCGCUUUUGGGCCAGCGUUUGCCCUUUUUAUUUUCACCAUCGCCCGAGAUCCACUGCGAGUGAUUAUCCUUAUCGCUGGGGCCUUCUUCUGGCUGCUGUCUCUGCUGCUGUCCUCGCUGGUCUGGUUUAUUGCCAUGAAAGCCAGCAAUGAUAAAGAUCAGCAGUUACAGAGGGGCCUCCUUAUAUUCGGGGUGAUGUUUUCUGUCCUACUACAAGAAGUGUUUCGCUUUGCUUACUACAAACUAUUGAGGAAGGCCAGUGAAGGUCUGGCAGCAUUGAGUGAGGAUGAGCGAUCGCCUAUUUCAGUCCAGCAAAUGGCAUAUGUGGCUGGACUGGGGUUUGGUAUCAUGAGCGGAGCUUUUUCAAUGAUUAACAUCCUCGCUGACUCGCUGGGCCCAGGAAUAGUAGGGAUCCAUGGGGAAUCUCAGUACUACUUCCUCACCUCAGCCUUCAUGACAAUGGCAGUGACCUUGCUGCACACGUUCUGGGGAGUGGUGUUCUUCGACGGCUGUGAGAACAGGAGAUGGUGGGUGAUUGCAGUUGUCGUCGCACUCCACCUGCUGGUGUCUGGACUGACGUUUCUCAAUCCAAUAUAUGAGGGCAGCUUACCCCCAGCCUAUGUAAUACUAGUAUCGAUGGCUGUCUGGUCUUUCUUCUCAUGCGGUGGGUCGCUGCGGAACAUUCAGCAGUUGUUGACGUGUAGGAAGAAUGAUGCAGGUUCCGAGGUUGCAUCGUAACUCUGGAAUCGGUUUCCGCAUCCCUGGGGGCAGAAGUUCUUGCCAGGACUUUCAGCCGUUCUGCAAAAUUCUGAAUGAAAGCAGUAUUAGAAGGGCAGCAUUCCAGUUCAAGCAAUACACCUUUACUCCUCACAGACUUGUGUAGGACCCACUGCUCAAGAGAAUCAGCAGUACCGUCAUAUUUGCACAUGGACUAUGGUUGCGUUUUAUGUCUUCUCUUAAGCUGGAUUCUGCAUCCAUAUGUGUGUGUGUGCAUGGGAAGGAGUGAGCUUGGGGACAGAAGGGUCAGUUUGACUAAGAAAUGUAUUUUAUUUUAAUAAUGUGCACCUCCUGUGCAAAGGCACUUCAGCAAAGAAUGCCAUUUUUCCUUAAUGGACAAACACAUCUUGGUAUCCCAGUAGGUCCCUUCACAUCAUGUUGUACAUGUGGUUCUUUAAAUGGACACUGUAGGCUUUUGUUAUGUGACCACUUCAUUUAGUUUGGCUACCAAUCACGUUUUUGUUACAUUUACUGAGAGUAUAUUUACUGCAAAGCAUUGAAUCAACUAAUAGAAAUGGCUAAUUGUAGUCUAUGGUCUAGCCAGAGGGUGGCAGUGUUGGGCAGUAUAUAUAAAAAAAAAGUGGUCAUGCUUUAUUUUAAGGGCUGUUUUUUUUUUUUGUUUGUUUAACUAUUAACAGCUAAUAAACAUGUUCAUGUACAUUAUUUUCUGUUAACAGUCAGUUAAUAAUAUAUAAGCCAGCUAAAACUGCAAACACCAGAGCGGAUGAUCAAUACCCAGUUAAUCAUAUGCUUCAGAUCGGUUCAAAUUGUUACUGUAGUAAUGUUUAGCAAAUUAAAUCAGGUUUUUAUUAACCCUAAGCUAAAAAUUAACAAUGUUUAUUAAUAGUUAAUAAACUAAAAAAAGGCCCUUUAAAAUAAACCCUGACCAAAAAAAUUAACAUGCUGUUACACAUCUGAAGGAAAUACUGGGCUCGGGCCAGUGUUGUUAAGAACCGGGUCUGUAAAUGUUUGAGAUCAUGUUUCAGAAUGUGAAUACAGAUUCUGACAGAACAGCAGGAUUUGUCCAUCCAAAUUUCUGUGUCUUUUCAUGUCUUGUGUCAUUUUGACAAAAAAUGCAUGAAAUUGUCACAAAUAUCUGAUCAAACAGAUUUUCAAACUACAUGGUCAACACAAUCAAGGCUUCAGCAAAAUAUGGACGCAUUUCUACCAUUUUUCUAGGGAAUUAAAAACAUUUCAACAACUAUACAGAAUUUUUGUUAGGGGUGUAUUGAUGAAUUGUGAUAUUUUUCCUCCCUAACCCACGGGAGCGCCAGAGCCAAUGCACGCUCCUUUCGGAGUCCCCAGUGACGAAUGCCGAUUUCCCUUUGGAGUCCCCAGUGACGAACGCCGAAUUCCCUUUGGAGUCCCCAGUGAAGAACGCCGACUUCCCUUGGGAGUCCCCAGUGAAGAACGCCGAAUUCACCCUCCGCUCAUGCAGCAAUUACCAGAUGAGCCACUCGAAGACCCCCAACAACUUUAUGCUUUGUGCAUAUUUAGAAAUCCUUUAUUCUUACUCGUACAAGGAGAGAGGGAUACGCGUAAAGCCUCGACAACACAUAGGUCAGGUUUUAUCAUAAUGAACAAGUACAAUUGGUUUGGCAGGUGCUGUGUGUGCAGAGACAGAGCUACCUUUGUAUGAGGUGGUAAUGGAACGUCAAGUCUGACGCAUGCAAGAGCAGUGUUUGCUCAUAUGGGGGGGGGGGGGGUUGCUGGCCUGGUACAGCAAUCUCUUUCAUCCUUGGUGUUAAAAAUAAAUAAAUUAUAUAUAUAAUUUUUGUACCAAAUACUAGUUUUAAUUUGAAAGGAGGAGUACGUUAAGUGGUGACGGGUCUAUUUAUGCAAUCUGUCACAUUACCUUAUUUUUUAAAUGUUUUACGCUGGUGCGGAUAACUUAAAACAGUAGGAGCAAUAGUAAAAUACACUAAUCGUUGGUCACAAUAAUUCAAUAACUAACUGACUCUUCUGAACCCUUUGUGUGUGUGUUUGUGAGAGAGAGAGAGAUUUUGUAUUUAGUACAACAUAAUAUAAAAAGUAUGUGCCAAAAGAAUGGGUUUAAUGUCUAUUUCUGAAAAGCAAAUAUUCUGUUUUUUUUUUUAAGAUUAAAAAAAAAAAAAAACU
Messenger RNA from Acipenser ruthenus (sterlet), 3116 nucleotides. RefSeq names its product gamma-secretase subunit APH-1A. The coding region runs from base 189 to 959 and encodes 256 amino acids. The record is from RefSeq and is a predicted model, not a curated record. Gene Ontology annotation, cellular component: membrane; endoplasmic reticulum; gamma-secretase complex. Lineage: Eukaryota; Metazoa; Chordata; Actinopteri; Acipenseriformes; Acipenseridae. The transcript has 8 exons. Gene Ontology annotation, molecular function: protein-macromolecule adaptor activity. Gene Ontology annotation, biological process: Notch receptor processing; protein processing; Notch signaling pathway.